This is a messenger RNA of Egretta garzetta (little egret), 6205 nucleotides long. It is a transcript of the gene CASZ1, whose product is annotated as castor zinc finger 1. The transcript has 19 exons. Gene Ontology annotation, biological process: positive regulation of transcription by RNA polymerase II; regulation of neuron differentiation. The coding region runs from base 1 to 5916 and encodes 1971 amino acids. The record is from RefSeq and is a predicted model, not a curated record. Gene Ontology annotation, molecular function: DNA-binding transcription factor activity, RNA polymerase II-specific; RNA polymerase II transcription regulatory region sequence-specific DNA binding. Lineage: Eukaryota; Metazoa; Chordata; Aves; Pelecaniformes; Ardeidae. Gene Ontology annotation, cellular component: nucleus.
AUGCCUGAAAGAACUAUAUGCACUGACGCAACCUCAGGAAAACCCACAAUGGCUGCCAAGCGCAAAGGCGGCCUGAAGCUAAAUGCAAUCUGUGCCAAGCUGAGCCGCCAGGUCGUCUUCGACCACGGGGGAACCGAACAGGCGCGAGCGGACAAGGGGCCGCAGCGGGAGAGCGGCAAGGACCUGCCUCAGCCUGGGACCAAGGAGCUGGGGACAGAGUUUUCAGAUGGACUCAGCCGUGUGCAGAAGAUCGAGGAGGACAAAAGGAGGGAGGUGAUUGAGAAGUGGGUGAAUGGGGAAUACAACGAGGAGCCCUUGCUGGGGCGAGCGGAGGGCAAGGAAUGUAAGGGCGCCGAGAGCGCGGAGGUGCCCCCUGAAGGGGUUUACAUGGUGCAGCCCAAGGGCUGCAGUGACGAGGAAGAUAACGGGGACGAGGCGGACGCUCUGAGGGGCUCGCAGGAUGGCAACUUCAUGGAUGACAGGGAUUCAGACGGGCCGGCCUCGAAGGACGAUGCCUACCGGUCCUCCAGUGGCGAGACAGGCUCCAAGCUGGGGGGAGGAACCACCUCAGGGGAAGCUUCAUCGCUGCGAGAUUAUGCCGCCACCACCAUGAAUGAGUUCCUGGGCAUGUUCGGCUAUGAUGAUCAGAACAUGCGGGAUGAGCUGGCCCGCAAGAUCAGCUUUGACAAACUGAAUGCUGCUACCUCAGAGGCCACUGCGACUGCUGCCUCUCUGCCCGGCGAGGAUGCCAUGAGCAAACGAGCCCGCUUCUCCAAGUAUGAGGAGUACAUCCGCAAACUGAAAGCUGGAGAACAGCUCUCUUGGCCCAUGCACUUGGCCAAAUCUGAGGAGUUGGGCUCCAAGCUGGGCAAAGAAACUUCCUCAGUGCUGGCACAGCCCAUUCGGGUGCCAGGUCCAGAUGCCUCCAUGCUGACGGAGACCAAAGCCACCAUCCUGCCGCUGCCCUCUCCCAGCAGUUCCCAGAUGCAGGGCCUGAUGUCACGGGCCUCCAAAUAUGACUUCUUCAUUCAGAAGCUGAAGACGGGUGAGAGCAUCAGGCCACAAAAUGGCAACACUUACAAGAAGGCCUCCAAAUACGACCUAGAAAAUGUCAAGUACUUGCACCUUUUCAAGCCUGGAGAAGGAAGCCCAGAUAUGGGAGGAGCCAUCGCCUUCAAGACAGGCAAGGUAGGCCGGCCUUCCAAGUAUGAUGUGAGGAACAUUCAGAAGCUUACUCCAGUAAAAGCUCCAACACCCAGCCUGGCCCCUGCUCCCCUCGCCAGUACCCCCAGCAGCACUCCUGUGGCUGGGCCAGAGCAGUCCGUCUCAUUGCCAUUCAACACUCCUGAGUACCUGAAAUCAACUUUCUCCAAGACAGACUCCAUCACAACUGGAACAGUCUCUACAGUAAAGAACGGAUUACCCACUGACAAACCAGCUGUCAGCGAAGACGUAAAUAUUUACCAGAAGUAUAUUGCCAGGUUCUCUGGCAGUCAGCACUGUGGACAUAUACACUGUGCAUACCAGUAUCGAGAACAUUACCACUGCCUUGACCCAGAGUGCAACUACCAGAGAUUCACUAGUAAACAGGAUGUGAUUCGGCAUUACAACAUGCACAAGAAACGUGAUAAUUCCCUCCAGCACGGCUUCAUGCGCUUCAGCCCCUUGGAUGACUGUAGCGUGUACUAUCAUGGCUGCCACCUGAAUGGGAAAAGCACACACUACCACUGCAUGCAGGUGGGUUGUAACAAGGUCUAUACAAGCACCUCUGACGUCAUGACCCAUGAGAACUUUCACAAGAAAAACACGCAGCUCAUUAACGAUGGGUUUCAGCGGUUCCGUGCCACGGAGGACUGCGGCACUGUGGAAUGCCAGUUCUACGGGCAGAAAACCACUCACUUUCACUGCAGGCGACCUGGGUGUACAUUCACCUUCAAGAACAAGUGUGACAUUGAGAAGCACAAGAGCUACCACAUCAAAGAUGAUGCCUACGCCAAGGAUGGCUUCAAGAAGUUCUACAAGUAUGAGGAAUGCAAGUAUGAGGGCUGUGUCUACAGCAAGGCCACCAACCACUUUCACUGCAUAAGGGCAGGCUGUGGCUUCACCUUCACCUCCACCAGCCAGAUGACCUCCCAUAAACGCAAACAUGAGCGUCGGCACAUCCGGAGCUCAGGAGUGCUGGGCCUGCCUGCCUCUCUCCUGGGAUCCAAGGAUAAUGAGCAAGAGGAGUCCAGUAAUGAUGACCUUAUUGACUUCUCUGCUAUGAGCUCAAAGAACUCCAGCCUGAGUGCCUCCCCCACCAGUCAACAGUCUUCCGUUUCUCUCAUAGUCCCAGCUGCACCCUCCUCUGCUGCUGAGCUCACUUCCUCACAGGCCAGCAAGUCUGCCAACAGCAUGACACCAGCCACCAAGAUCUCUGGCCUGCUUUCCCAGGCUCUCCCCAGCAAUAUACCCUUGGCCCUGGCACUCUCCAACUCAGCGCUUCCUGGAACAGCUGGAUCCUUCUUCCCCAUCAUCCCCAGUCGGGUCUCUACACCACUUCCUGCCAGCUCAGCGAAUCUGAUGACUGCUGGUUCUUCUGGCACCAAUCCAACAUCAUCUGCUCCUACGGAUUCUUCAUCCCAGGCCAUUUCAGGAUCUGGAGAGCCAGCAGCUACUUCUUCUCCAGCUCCAGCAGCAUCUAUAAUGGAAAGGAUCUCUGCUAGCAAGGGAUUAAUCUCUCCUAUGAUGGCCAGGCUGGCAGCAGCUGCACUGAAGCCCUCUGUGGCACUUGAAGCAGGGAAUGGACAACCAGCAGCUCCCGGACGGUUCAAUCCAGUUCAGGUGAAGCAGGAACCUGCGGAGGCCAUGGGAUCAUCAUCUGCCACCAGCCAGGACUCCUUGCAGGAGCACAGCUUGGACCUGAGCGUCAAGGAUCAUGGUAAUGAAUCAAAUGGCCACACAGUCUCGGCAAAUUCAUCUCUUUUAUCCUCGCUUAUGAAUAAGCAUAUGCGGACUGGCAGUGUCCACGGCUGUGUACUGGACUUGAUGCAGUGUCUAUGUUCUUAUUCCAGAUGCAGCCAGGCUGGGGCUGGAGAGCCAACACAGUACUUGGGCAAGGCAGUGAAGGCACUUGUCCAGGAGAAGCUCUCUGAGCCAUGGAAGAUGUACCUGCACCGGUUUGGUACCAAGGAUUUCUGCGAUGCACAGUGCGACUUUCUCCAUAAGGUGCAUUUCCAUUGUGUGGUGGAGGAAUGCGGUGCCCUCUUCAGCACCCUGGAUGGAGCCAUCAAGCAUGCCAAUUUUCACUUCCGAACUGAGGGUGGAACUGUGAAAAGUAACUCUGAGUCUCCCUUCUCAACUACUACUGAGAAUAAGGCUUCAUUGGCCCCUUCAUCACCAUCUGCUACUUCUGUCACCAUGGCAAGUGCUCCUGCCCUUGACGUGCCCACUCCAAGUCCAGCUACUGUGCCCUCUGCCCCCACACUGCUAGCUUGGAAGCAGCUGGCUUCAACCAUACCCCAGAUGCCUCAGAUCCCAGCAUCAGUGCCUAACCUGGCAACUUCGCCCUUGGCAACGACUUCCCUGGAGAACGCCAAGCCUCAGGUCAAACCCGGAUUUCUCCAGUUCCAGGAGAAUGAUCCCUGCCUGGCAACGGACUGCAAGUACGCCAACAAAUUCCACUUCCACUGUCUCUUUGGGAACUGCAAGUAUGUGUGCAAAACCUCUGGCAAAGCAGAAUCCCACUGCCUGGACCACAUCAACCCCAACAAUAAUUUGGUGAAUGUGCGAGACCAGUUUGCUUACUAUUCGCUGCAGUGUCUCUGUCCGAACCAGCACUGUGAAUUCAGGAUGAGGGGGCAUUACCACUGUCUUCGUCCUGGCUGCUACUUUGUGACUAACAUCACCACCAAGCUGCCCUGGCACGUGAAAAAACAUGAGAAGGCAGAGAGAAGGGCAGCCAAUGGCUUCAAGUAUUUUACCAAGCGAGAAGAGUGUGGCAGACUAGGUUGCAAAUACAACCAGGUGAACAGCCACUUCCACUGCAUUCGAGAGGGCUGCCAGUUUUCCUUCCUGCUCAAGCACCAAAUGACAUCCCACGCCAGAAAGCACAUGAGAAGGAUGCUGGGGAAGAACUUUGAUCGUGUUCCUACUCAGGUUAUUGGCCACACUCCAAGAAAUGAAAAUCUCCCCCAGGUUGGCAGCAUGGCACCCAGCCCAGCCUCAUCAGGAACCCCAGCUUCCUUUCAGGGACCCCCAAGCAUGAUGGACACUGAAACAGAUGAGUACAUGGAUUACACUGGCUGUAGCCCUGGGGGUAUCUCCUCUGAAUCUUCCAAUAUGGACCGCAGCUGCUCCAGCACUCCAGUGGGCAAUGAAAGUACAUCAGCAGGCUGCCUGGUUCCUUCUACUGCUACUGCCGCUGCUGAUGAUGCUACCCACAAUGCACCACAACCUCAACCACCAUCUCUGCCUCCAUCUUUCUCACAAGCCCUGCUUAGGUCUCCCCUUCCCACCCUCCCCUAUCUCUUCUCUCCAUCUUGUCUCUCAUACUCUCUGCUCAGUGCCACUCUUGGAUCCAGCAGAGGCAUUGUCAUGCCUGCCGCCAGCACCACUGGGUUUUCGCCCAUCAUUGCCACUCCAACUCCAGUAAAAAGUGACGUUCCCUUAGUUCAGGAUGCAGCAGGGAAUACCAUCACUAUGCCAACUGCCUCGGGGGCCAAAAAGCGUUUCUGGAUUAUUGAGGACAUGUCCCCCUUUGGCAAGCGCCGCAAGACCGCGUCCUCACGCAAGAUGCUGGAUGAAGGGAUGAUGCUGGAGGGAUUUCGGCGCUAUGACCUCUACGAGGACUGCAAGGACUCCAGCUGCCAGUUCUCUCUCAAGGUUACCCACUACCACUGCACGCGGGAGAAUUGUGGCUACAAGUUCUGUGGCCGUACCCACAUGUAUAAGCACGCCCAGCAUCAUGAUCGUGUUGACAACCUGGUAUUGGAUGAUUUCAAACGCUUCAAGUCUUCACUGAGUUGCAACUUCCCAGACUGUCAGUUCUCUGGCAAUAGCACACACUUCCACUGUCUGCGUUGUGGCUUCCGCUGCACUGACAGCACUAAGGUGACAGCCCACCGUAAGCACCACGGCAAGCAGGACGUCAUCAGUGCUGCUGGCUUCUGCCAGUUCAGCUCAAGCGUGGACUGCGAGGUGCCUGACUGCAAGUACAAACUCAAGUGCUCCCACUUCCAUUGCACCUAUCCUGGCUGCAAACACACAGUGGUGGGCAUGUCACAGAUGGACUCGCACAAGCGCAAACAUGAGAAGCAGGAGCGAGGGGAGCUUCCUGCCAUCUCUCCUGGCCCUGAGGGCCUUGCCCACUCCACUCUUGAGUAUGACAUCCAGAACUCUUCCAUCAACCUGGACAGUUCCCUCAACCUCAGCACUGACAACAACAGCUCCCUCUUCUUCCUGCAGAAUGCGGCUGGCGUGGGCCUCAACGAUUCCCUGGACCUCAGCAAGAAGCAGUCAGAAGUCACUGAAGGUCCGUCACCGAGCAGAGCUGGGACCACGCCUCAGGAGAGGGGGGCGGUGGCAUCUGGCUCUGGUGAUGUGGAGGACGAGGAUGACUCUUCCCAAGAGGAUGAAGAGGAUGAUGAGGAGGAGAUGAAUGAAGAAGAGGAGGAUGAUGAAGAGGAGGAGGAUGAUGAUGACGAUGAGGAGGAUGAUGAAGAGGAAGACCUGAACACAGAUUCUGAAGAAUCGCUGCCUGACCCUGAGGGCCUGGCCACUAAAGAAGAUGGAGAACCAGAGGAGGCUGCUUCUUCCACAGACCAUGGCGAUGCUUCCAGGCCACAGGGCGAGCCAGCCCUUACUCCAGCCCCAACUCCUGCUCCAGCUCCAGCUGCUGCCCCAGCCUCUACCGUUGCUCCAGCAGCUUCUCCUUAAUCUUAGAGACAAUAGCGGCAGUGGUUUGGUUUUGCUCUUACACAGAAUUACUAAGAGGACCCCAUAUGAGGCAAGAACAAAGAUUGGGAUGGCAAGUGAAAAACAAACUCCAUGCCACACACGGGGGAGAGAGAGAAAGAGAGAGGAAGGAAGGAAACCCAUGCUCCUCCACAGGCCCCAUAAGAGAGAGACAGGCUCGCAGCAGGACUGGUGCUGCAUCGCUUCAUGCUGCAGAUCACAGAACAUGGGGGCAGGAUGCAGCAAAAAUUACCCUUUUAUAUGGACAUGA